GGCGUGACAUCUCCGAUCAGAACGGUCAACUGGUCGACGUUUCGAGAUCGGGCGAGGAAGGGUGAGAGUGAAUAGAAGAUAGAUAGAUAGAUAGAUAGAGAGAGAGAGAUCAUGGAGGAGAUUCAAACGGUGAGGAUAAUGGCUUUCGAGAACGCUUCGCCUCCUCUGGACGAGAAGGCCAAGAGGACGCGGGAUCUCCUUGCGAGCUUCUACUCUUCCAAUACAUCCGGCGGUGGCAGCGGCAGCGGCUCAAGCAUUAGCCCCGGGCGGUCGGCCCCCGCUGAUUCCAUCAACUCGCCCAACUUCGAUUCUGAUAUUUACAUGUCUAUUAUUGUCCAAAAGCUAAAUUUGGAUGGGCUUCUUCAGAAGCAUGUUGAAAUGGCAGCUGAGAUAAAAAAUCUUGAUACUGACUUGCAAAUGUUGGUUUAUGAAAAUUAUAACAAGUUUAUUAGUGCAACAGAUACAAUAAAGAGGAUGAAAAGUAAUAUUGUUGGCAUGGAGGCAAACAUGGAGCAUCUUCUCAAUAAGAUUAUGUCCGUGCAAUCCAAGAGUGACGUUGUGAACAAAUCUUUGUUUGAAAAAAGGGAACACAUAGAGAAAUUACAUCGAACCCGAAAUCUUCUACAGAAAGUACAAUUCAUAUAUGAUCUUCCUGCUCAACUUGGGCGGUGCAUAAAAGCAGAAGCUUAUGCAGAUGCAGUGCGCUUUUUUACUGGAGCCAAGCCAAUUUUUGAGGCAUAUGGUGAUUCGUCCUUUCAAGACUGCAAGAGGGCGUCUGAACAGGCAAUGGACAUAGUUAUUCAGAAUCUUCAGGAAAAACUUUCUUCCGAGUCAGUGCCUAUUGAAAGAAGGGCAGAAGCUGUUCUUCUUCUUAAACAACUGAGUUUUUCUGUUGACAAUCUGAAGUCAAAGUUGCUUGAAAAGUUUGAGGAUUGUCUCUUAAAGUUCCAUAAUCAUUCUAAAGAGGUUGAUCUUUCAGAGUCAGAUGGGCUACCUAAGGCUUCAAUCGAGGAUUUUUCCAAAACAGCUCAUGCAUAUCUUAUAAUAUUUCCUGAUUCAGAGGUUCGGCUCAUCAAACUUGCGCAGGACUUCUUUUCAAAGCGUUAUGGAAUUGUUCAGCACCACAUAAAGAAAAGAACUUCUGCAGCAAGUUUACUGCCGAUGCUCUGGGAUAUUUGGAAUGAUAUAAAUGUCAUGGAUGAAGUGCUUCCGGAAGCCGCUCUUCCAGUUCAUUGUCUUGAGGCAGCUAGCGGUAUAUGCAGACAAUAUAUUUCGACACUUUUCUCUCAUCUUCUAAAAGAAAUCUCAGAACUCAUCAGAAUUCAGCCUAGGAUAAAUGGAUCCGAAGAAUCUCCAUUGCAGAUUGUAUUAGAAGGCAGCAAGAAGGCAAUUUUUCAGGGUAGCAUGGACCUCCUAGUGGAAUUUCGCCAACUUCUUGAUGAUAAUUUGGAGCUCUUGGUAAAGCUGAGGGACUUGCUUAGAGAUUGGGUUCAAGAAGGCUUCCAGGACUUCUAUCAGAAACUUCACCAACUUUUUCUAUUGCUUUGUGGGAGUGGUAAUUUGUCCACUAAGGACUCGAGCAAUGAUUCAGUACAUACAGAGAGAGUGCAAACUGGUCUUGUUCUGGUGCUUGCCCAGGUUUCAGUUUAUAUAGAACACGCUGCCAUUCCUAGAGUAACAGAGGAAAUAGCUGCUUAUUUCUCUGGAGGUGGCAUGCGGGCUUAUGAACGUGGACCUGCAUUUGUGCCAGGGGAGAUUUGUCGAUUAUUUCGUUCAGCUGGUGAAAAGUUCUUGCAUCGUUAUAUAAACAUGAAAUCUCAAAACCUAUCCAUCAUACUCAAAAAGAGGUUCACAACUCCCAAUUGGAUUAAGCACAAGGAGCCGCGAGAAGUUAAUAUGUUCGUGGACCUACUUCUUCAAGAGUUGGAUGGUGUUGUUGCUGAGGUGCGACAGGUCCUACAACGUGGCCUUACCAGAAGACAUCGCCGUUCUGACAGUAAUGGAAGCACUAAUUCUUCUCGUAGUAAUCCUUUGCGUGAGGAUAAAUUUAGCCGAUCAAAUACUCAGCGUGCUAAAAGUCAGUUUUUGGAGAGCCAUCUUGCAAAAUUAUUUGAGCAAAAAAUGGAAAUAUUUACUAAAGUUGAAUACACACAGGAAUCAGUUGUAUCAACUGUUGUCAAACUAUGUCUCAAAAGCUUGCAAGAAUUUGUUCGUCUCCAAACCCUAAAUCGAAGUGGAUACCAGCAAAUCCAGUUGGAUAUUGAAUUUCUGAAGAAUCCCCUGAAAGAAUAUGUUGAUGAUGAAGCAGCCAUUGAUUUCCUGCUCAAAGAGGUUAUUAGUGCUGCUCAUGAGAGGUGUCUUGAUCCAAUCCCGCUGGAGCCUCCCAUAUUGGAUAAACUUGUAAAUGCUAAGAUAAGCAAGAGCAAGGAUCAGAAAACAAGUGCGUAGAAGCUUUGAAUACAUAAGUCACUAAAGUUUACAUUUUAUUUUUACAAGUUAAUAAUUUUUUUCUUUCAUAAAAAACUUGUACGAGUUGAUGUAAAUUGGCCUAUUGUCCUUACAUUUUGUGCGUGGAAACUACAAGCAAUUAUUGUACUUUUUUCGUGUGUGAA
Molecule: messenger RNA, 2612 nt
Organism: Dendrobium catenatum
Lineage: Eukaryota; Viridiplantae; Streptophyta; Magnoliopsida; Asparagales; Orchidaceae
Product: vacuolar protein sorting-associated protein 51 homolog
Exons: 20
Coding region: 112-2448 (778 amino acids)
Biological process (GO): Golgi organization; lysosomal transport; retrograde transport, endosome to Golgi
Cellular component (GO): EARP complex; GARP complex; membrane
Source: RefSeq, a predicted model, not a curated record